Molecule: messenger RNA, 4631 nt
Organism: Pipra filicauda (Wire-tailed manakin)
Lineage: Eukaryota; Metazoa; Chordata; Aves; Passeriformes; Pipridae
Product: von Willebrand factor A domain-containing protein 5A-like
Exons: 16
Coding region: 1109-3790 (893 amino acids)
Source: RefSeq, a predicted model, not a curated record
GCCCCCGCCUCUCUCCAUCACAGUCGCCCCUCAGCUGACGUAGCACUGCAUCUCCCUGUCUGCCCGGACACCUCUCGCUCUGUCUUUCCAUCUCUCUCUCCCUUCCUCUUCCAUCUCUCCCUCCGUCAGUCGCUCCCUGCUGGCUCUGGCCUUGGUUCUGGUGAGUGUCUGCUUGAUUGUGCUUCACUUCAUUAUUCUGAUCCUGUUCUCUGUGCAUUGUCCCUGUUUACUGGGGAGCUGGUGCCUCAUCAGUCCAUCCCCCUGACCAUCCCUCACCCCUGUUCCCCCCAGGACUUAUACCAUAUUUGCUCUGGCUGUCCACCCUGUCAGCAUGAUGGCAGGGUAGGGAUAUUUCUGGUGCUUCCACCUGACAUCCGAGAGCAGAAACUGGGGAAAUUGAGGCAAAUGUGUCUGAACCAGAGACAUUUGGAAGGGUUUGGGAUGGAGGGCAUUCCCUUUCACCUUCUGGCAUUGGCCUGAAGACAGCCAGACAUCACACCUUCCCUCCACUGCCUUUCAGGGAAUUGCUCUGCAAUCAUGGAAUACCUGAACCUGGCCUCAUUUCUCUCUCCAUCAUAUUCCCAUUAUUAUCUGGACUUUCAACCUGCUCUCACAAACUACUCCAUGAACAUAUCCUCAAAAUAGCUAUUCCUAGUGCAGCUGCAUUCACACAAAACUGUUUGUGAUGGGUACCUGCCCAUCCAUCCAUUUCAACAAAAAUUCUUAUGUCUCUCUGAUUGUCCGCCCAUACAUCCAUCUGUCCUAAAAUUAGCCUUAACUGCCAGUCCCUUCCAUCCAUCCCCCCGUCCAUCCACCUAUCCAGUCUUUCUUUCACACCUUCUCCCCUUGCUAUCUCUCAUUUCUCUGGUGAAUGAAAAGCUGGACAUGAGCUAGCAAUGUGUGCUGGCAGUUCAGAAAGCCAACUGCAUCCUGGGCUACAUCAAAAGAGAUGUGGCCAUCAGGUCAAGGGAGGGGACUGUCCCCUUCUGCUCUCCCCUCAUGAGACCCCACCUGGAGCACUGUGUACAGGUCUGGGGUCCUCAGCACAAGAAGUCUUGAAGAGGGUCCAGCACACCUCUUGAAGAGGGUCCAGAGGAGGUCCCCGGAAAUGUGGCAUCAAAGCUUUGGACUUCUAGGAAAAUCCUACACCCAUGACACAACAGGAUCCUUUUUGCUGGGGAAGUGGCUCUACAUGCCCCUCUGCUCAGUACCUCUGUGUAGUGCUGUGGUAGAUGUUGCUAUCCAGGAUUAUGUGGCUGAUGUGGCCUCAGAACUCACGUACCAGAACAAGAGUCCCAUCUCCACAGAAGUCCUCUUUGUCUUCCCCCUGGGCCCACAAAUGUCCAUGUACUCCUUCCAGGCCUGCAGUGAGGAUGCCAAGGUCCAGGCCAUGCUGCAGGAUGAGGUACCAGCAUCCAGGGAUGAAUGGGCAAACCACCACAGGGGUGUGGGAGGAGCAACCCAUGGUCUGCCUGGUGAUCAGCUUUCUGUCCUUCCCCUUCCCACCCAGGCCCAGCAGCUUCAUGAGGCUACAGGGAGCUGGGAGAAUCUGGAAUACCUUCAGGAUCAGUCUAGGUAUCCAGGCAAGGUGUUUGCCUGCUUCCUGGGCACACUGUCCCCUGGCAGGGAGCUGGUCGUGACACUACGCUAUGUCCAGGAGCUGUCACGGGAGCCAGACGGAGCAGCCCGGUUUGUGCUGCCACACACACUGCACCCCUACACACAACUCUACGCCUGGAACUGUCACAGUAACCACCUCCCCUACAGCCUGCUGCUCACCGCUAGCCUGCAGUCACCCCGUGGAGUAGCCAAUGUCCAGGCCAACUGCUCCCUCACCCCUUUGAUCUACACUGCCCAGGACCACAGCACUGCACAGGUUUGCUCUCCUGAGUAUAAGGAUCCCAGGAGUAGCUGGGGAUGUACGUCAACACUGAGAAACAAGGGAUGUGAUGAGAAACUGGGAUCAGUGCCUGUGCUCCUGGUCCAAAGUUGGGUCUGGUCCCUCCUGUGUUUGACCACACAUGUUCUUCAGGUCUCACUGGCUGGCAGCCCCCCAGGACAACAUGAUUUGGAGCUGCUGGUGUAUUUUGGAAAUCCCAGUGCAGUCAGUGCUGUGGUGGAGAAGGGAAACCCUGAGGCCCCUCCAGGCUCCCUGCUUGGUGAUCCCAUGGUGUUGGUGACACUGGCACCCAGCAUUCCUGAGCCAGUGCCUGGGCAACGCCAGUCUGGAGAGUUCAUCUUCCUCCUGGACACCACUUUUCUUGAGCAUGCCCAGGACUCCCUGCUCUUCCUCCUCAAAAGCCUGCCUCUGGGCUGCUACUUCAACAUCUACUGCUAUGAAGCAGCGUCUGUGGGCAUCUACCCGCAAAGUGUUGAAUAUACUCAGGACAACCUGACCAAUGCCCUGUGGCGCAUUCCUUCCACCGGCUCCAGUCUGGGUGACACCAACCUGCUUGAAACCCUCCGCUCAGUCUACAGUACCCCCCGCCCCCGUGGGCAUGCACGCCAGCUCUUCAUCUUCAUGACUGGGCUACCCUCUGACAAAGAAGCCAUCGCAGCUGAGGUCUGUCAUCAUCGCAACAGCCACCGGUGUUUCUCCUUCUGCUUCUCUGAGGACAGCGCUGCCCUGGCUGUAGCCCUGGCCAGGGAGACAGGGGGUGAAGUUACCUAUGUCUCCUCCAACAACAGUAUGACAGCUGUGGUGUUGCAGUGCCUGAAGAGAGCCCUCAAGCCAGCAGCUGAAGUAGUCUCUCUGAGCUGGACCCUGCCACGUGGCCUGGAGGUUGAAGUGCUGGGGGGUACUCCUCAAUCUAUCUUUCAGGGUCAACACAGUCUUCUCUAUGCCCAGAUCCAUGGACAGGCACAGGAUACAACGGUGGCCAAGGGAGUCAUGACUUUGCAGUGCAGCCUGGAGGGCGAGGAUGUCACUCACACGAUUGAAUUCCCACUGUGCUCACAGGGAGAUGGACGGCUGGCUGGGCAUCGUCUGGCUGUGAGGUCCUUACUGCAGAGAUUGUUUCUUGAGGCUGCGAGUGGGUCAGGGGAUGAACCCAGGCAUCGUGCGGUGGAGAUCAGCCUCGCUUCAGGGAUCAUCUGCCCCUUUACCAGCUAUGUGGGCAUUCGUACAUCACAGAGGGUAACCUGGUACCGAGGGCCUCUGGCACUGUUGGCACCCUGCCAGUCACACAUCCCCUGCCAGCUUGUUGAGCUUCCUGGCUCGUGUAAGGACUCUUCCUGCUAUCCGGUGACCAUCUGGGUCCCACCUGGCUGGCUGACAGCAGUGCGUGAGUCAUGGCGUGUCCUCCGUCGGCUCACCUGUGGCAUUGCUGCCCUGCCCAACCGGGGGGCUUGCUCAAAAGAACAUAAACCACUACCACCAUCUAUUUCUUCUCUCAAAUAUGUGGAUCCUACAGCAUAUGUGUUGCGCUCUCCAAUUUUUGGGCCAUGGUCCACUGAAGCCUUUGCUGAGUGCCAGAAGCUGGCAGCACUGCAGAGUGAAGAUGGCUCCUGGGCCCUCAGCUCAGGAUUGGCCUCUGUGCUGGAGGUCGAUGAAGCUGAAAUCAAGAGAAAGAUGCCUGGUGAGGUCAUGGAACCAAGCAUUUGGGCCACAGUGCUGGCUGUGACCUGGCUGCACAGACCCGACAAAUGUUACCAAGACUACUGUGAACUUCUGGAGGCCAAGGCCGUGACCUGGCUGUGCAGCCAAGCUGUGUCUCAGCUGGACAAGUGUCUGGAGGCAGCCAACAACCUCCUUGGGAGCAGUGUAAAGCCAAAUAUCUUCAGGCUCUGAGUUCACAUAUGCCUUGAUACUGACCAACAGCACCUGCAGAAAGUAUAACCCAAAUUCACACACUGUGCUGGGAUACCACUUUUGCUACCAGCUGGGGUCUUACAUUGUAGAUUAAUUCUCGCUGCUUAUAUAUUAUACUAUUUGGGCUGAACGUGUACCAUGCUGAGCUCCUCAAGAGAAAAACUCCAAUUCAGCCCCUCCAAGUGUUUAGUCUCAGUGGAGGUGGCAGUGGGAAGGAAGCCCUGUCCUUCCUGAAUUAGACUUUGGCAAAAUAGCUACUGGGUCCCACAAAGGUGGUGCUUAGGGACAUGGUUGGACCUAGUUGUGGACUUAGAAGUGCUGGUUUAACAGUUGGACUCAAUGAUCUUUUCCAAACUAAAUUAUUUUAUGAUUAUAGUUUCUGUUUGACAAGAGAGUGCUUUGCACACUAGCAAAGAAUCAGUGUUUAGUGGUAUCAACAGCAUGUACCAUUGCAGAGGCUCACAAUGAAGGACUCCUGCUGCAUGUCAGUUGCUGACCUCUUUGCUUUCCCCCAAAAGUCCAGGUUGUGUCAGAAACUCCCAUAUCUUUCCUUUGCCAUGUAAACCAAUCAUUUUGGAAGUAAAACUCUCAUCUUCAUCAGACUCAGCCCAUCAUAAGGCUUAAAAGAGCUCAAGUGACAUGAGACUGAUUUGAAAACUAUCAGUAUCUUGGAGGUGGAACUUCAGGAGCUUUUGAUUAACAAACCAGUCAUGCAAUUUACUCCCUCUGCCUCUGGGUCCUGAAUUCGUGGGUGUCACUCCAUGUUAGCAAAGUCUCUGCUUCACUUCCCAAUAAACAGUGAAUCUUCUGUAAGCCAAAA